Nothoprocta perdicaria is the source of this 2032-nucleotide messenger RNA. It is a transcript of the gene PIGR, whose product is annotated as polymeric immunoglobulin receptor. Bases 62 to 2032 code for a protein of 656 amino acids. The record is from RefSeq and is a predicted model, not a curated record. Gene Ontology annotation, molecular function: transmembrane signaling receptor activity. The transcript is spliced from 11 exons. Lineage: Eukaryota; Metazoa; Chordata; Aves; Tinamiformes; Tinamidae. Gene Ontology annotation, cellular component: plasma membrane.
GUCCCUGCGCCAGGGAAGGGGGAGUCUGGGCGCGAGAGGGUCUGCAGGGGAAGGAGGCAAAAUGAGCAUCCUGGCGUUCCUCGCAUCUGCGUUCCUGCUCUCCCUCCUGCCCGCGGAAGCCGCGAGGAGCAAAUACCCACCCAAAUCGGGAAUUCUGAACCCCAUCUUUGGGCCGAGGGAGGUGAGUGGUUUGCUGGACGGCUCCGUCACCGUCAAGUGCUUCUACCCCCAAACCACGGUGAACAAGCACGACAGAAAGUACUGGUGCCGCGAGGCGACGAGGAGCUGCCACACCGUCGUCUCCUCCAACGGCUACGUGGCCCCCGGGUACCAGGGGCGAGUGGCCAUCACGGACUUCCCGGAUCAAGGCGUGUUCCUCGUCAACGUCUCGGGGCUGGGCCUGGCGGACAGGGGCUCCUACCACUGCGGCCUUGGCCUCAACAACAGAGCGCUCUCCUUCCAAGUGAAGCUGGACGUUUCUGAAGGUCCAAACGUGCCCGAGGAAGCCGAGCUCUUCUACGUGGAGCUGCAGGGCUCCGUGACCAUCACCUGCAGCUUCGGGCAGGACUACGCGAGCAUCAGGAAGUACCUGUGCAAGAUGGAGAAAUCCGGCUGCCGGAACAUCAUCGAUACCUACGGGAAGGUGGAUGACGAGUACGCGGGGCGCAUCUUGCUGAGCAACGAGAACACCGCGGGCUCCUACAGCAUCAUGAUCACCCAGCUGGGCUGGCAAGACGCGGGGCUCUACCUGUGCGGAGCGGGGGUCUACGGAGAGAGCGGAGAAACCAAGGAAGUGGAUUUGCACGUCUAUGAAGGGACAGACGUUCCUCAAGGAAAGCACACAGUGCUUGGGGUGAAAGGAGGCUCGGUGACCAUCGAAUGCCGCUAUGACACUAAGGGAAGGAGCUCGUUGAAGUACUGGUGCAAGUGGCGAAAGAACGGCUGCUCCCGGAUCAUAGACAGCAACGGCUUCGUGUCAGACCUCUACGAGGGAAGGGUGGCCAUGUACGACAACCCGGAGAACAACACACUUACCGUCAUCCUCAACCGGCUGGCGGACAGCGACAGCGGCUAUUACUGGUGCAUGACGAAUGAGAACAGGGAGAAGAAGACGUCCAAGGAGCUGAAGAUCGUGGACGGAGAACCGAGUCUAACAGGAGAGGAGGAGGUGGAGGCCAGCGUGGGCGCUCCGGCACAGCUGGCUUGCUCUUACCCCUGCAAGUACUAUUCCUAUGAGAAGUACUGGUGCAAGUGGACCAGGAGCGGCUGCACGCCCGUGGAGGCUUCCGACCAAAGCCGCGCCGAGCUGAACGUUGACUGUGACAAGGACAACAAGACCAUUCUCCUAAAUUUUGACGAUGUGGCACUGACGGACCAGGGCUGGUACUGGUGUGGAGUGAAGCACAAGGGUGUCUAUGGGGAAACCAAGGCCGUGCAGCUGCGGGUAUCUGGAGAGCGGCUGGCCGUGGAGAGCGGCGCGGCUGCCCGCCCGGAGCUCCUGGACGUCGAUGCCCGCAGCAGCAGCAGCAGCGGCGGCAGUGCCCAGGACGGCGGCGGCGUUGCCCAGGACAGGGCCAGCAGCAGCGGGGCUCAGAGCCCCGCGGUCGCAGGGAGCGCUGGCCCCAGCUCGCUCGUGUUGGCACUCGUCUCCGUCGGCGGAGUCUUCCUCAUCCUGGCCACGGUUUUUGCAGUCUACAAAUACAGGCAGAUGAAGCGCUCGGACCUGGUGUCCGUGGGGAGCUACCGCACCAACAUCAGCAUGUCGGACUUUGAGAGCGCCAAGGAGUACGGCGCCAACGACAACGCCUGCAUGAAGGGCACGCAGGAGACACAGAUUGGGGGGGACGAGCUCGUGAGCACCACGAGCGAAGCCGAGAGCGCCGCCGAGGCCAGGAAGGCCAAGAGGAGCUCCAAGGAGGAGGCCGACGUCGCCUACUCGGCGUUCCUGCUGCAGGCGAGCGCCGUGGCGCAGGGCCGUGGUGCCGGGGGGGACACGGCCGCCCCACCGGGGCCCUGGGACGGCCGCAUGUGA